Mercenaria mercenaria is the source of this 1736-nucleotide messenger RNA. RefSeq names its product ADP-ribosyl cyclase/cyclic ADP-ribose hydrolase-like. Lineage: Eukaryota; Metazoa; Mollusca; Bivalvia; Venerida; Veneridae. The record is from RefSeq and is a predicted model, not a curated record. Gene Ontology annotation, cellular component: plasma membrane. Gene Ontology annotation, biological process: positive regulation of B cell proliferation. Gene Ontology annotation, molecular function: phosphorus-oxygen lyase activity; NAD+ nucleosidase activity. The transcript is spliced from 8 exons. Bases 240 to 1139 code for a protein of 299 amino acids.
UAUAAUGAUGAAAUCGUAUACUUUCACGUGACUUAGUUUUAAAGAUUUCACACAAUGUAUACAACUUCUUAUGUAAAUACUCACUUUCUUACAACACAGAUAUUUCACUUAUGGACCUAAUUAACUUAUCAAUUAUGACGCAUUCGGUGAUGUUAUCCAACAUGUAAAGAAGAUGGUGGACAUGGACUCGUAUUAUUGGAAAAGGUAUCAUAACUAUUUACAGACUGGCGGUGGUAGCGAUGGUUUGUUUCCUGUAUAUUUGCACGACGGAGAGUGCACCCGGUACGACGCUCAAUAUAAACCGUAUCUUCUUAGGGCGGUGUUUGGAAUACCAGGAACUAACAAAAGGAACACUUAUACAACCAGUGAAAGUCAAUUGCACUGAGCUGUGGUCAGUCUUUGCGAAAGCCUGGAUACAUAAAGAUCCCCGGUCUAUUGUUCCAUCAGAUUUUGAUGAAUUCUUUGAUACUGCGAAACAAACUGAUCUCCCCAAAGACAAGAUAUUGCUGUGGUCAGGCACUUAUGGUAUCGCUCACGAAUACUCAAAUCAAGGUAGGCGUUACGUUACCCUAGAAGACUCACUGAUUGGCUAUUUGGUGAAUGGUCUGACAUGGUGUGGGAUGGUCUGUAGCAAGUGUGAUGGGAUAAAUUACGUAGAAUGCCCCGAGUUCUCAGAUUUGCCCAGAGAAGCCAAUCAAGCGUUUUGGGGCGGAGCUUCAAGAACGUUUGCCAGAACGUCGUCAGGCAUGGUUAGACUUAUGGUAUCUGGUACAAAUGAAAAUCGACAGGCAUAUAGCAAAGAAAGUUAUUUCGGACAAUUUGAACUUCCUUCACUUUCAUCAGAUGUGCACUUGCAAGUGAUUCUGGUUAACUUUUUGGACAAAAUACCAUUAGAACGGUGUAACACGGGAUCUCUUGUUGCGCUGCAGAAGGAUGUGGAAAGUAGAGGGCUGUCAUACAGCUGUACUGAGAAUCCACUUGAUGUUUUACACCUUAUGUGUGUAAGUGACCCUUCCGCAACAAAGUGUGAAAUUGACCGACCAACAGAUGUAUUGAGUGCUCCCCCAUCUUUGCCAGAUGUACUUUCAGGUCGUGUACGACAAAGAAAUGAGUUGCAAGAUGAUUUUCGAGUAGAAUAAAAUAUAUUUAAGCAUCUAUCCCUACCACAAUUGUAUAUUUUAUUUGGUGAUAAUCUCUUAACCUUUCACUGAUUUAAAUAUUCUCUGAAAUGGUUGUAAAGUGCGUUGAAUAGAUUAUGUUUAUUGACUGACUGUUUGACACUGUAACUGCUACUUUGCCCAACAAAUCGUUUCCCAGAUUGUUCAUGGGAGGCUGUUGGUAUUAAAUUUGAGACUACUUCUUUCCAAGGCACCAAUAUAUAUAACAAGAUGGAAAAGUUCAGUUGAAAAUAACAGACUACUGUCUUUUGAUUAAUCUAUAAUAUAGAUUCUAUUUCAUUUUGUGAUUUGUCGCUGAAUAAAAUCAUUGUUAGAAGUUCAGAUGCGAAGGAAUUAUAUCAAGAGGGCGCAUAUAAUAUGCAUCUGAACGACAAUGAAACAAUUGUUUUAUUCAAGAUUAUUUUUACGCCGAAACAUUCAUUUAUUAAUAAACCGGCGAUUUUUUUAAUACGCGGAAACAUACUUUUUACGCUUUAUCCCUGUUAAUAAACUGCUAAAACGGAAGAAAGGGGUAUGCAAGCAAAGGUAUAUUGACGAAUAAAUAUAGUGUUUGAAAUA